Messenger RNA from Eremomyces bilateralis CBS 781.70, 951 nucleotides. RefSeq names its product nicotinamide N-methyltransferas-like protein. Lineage: Eukaryota; Fungi; Ascomycota; Dothideomycetes; Eremomycetales; Eremomycetaceae. Bases 19 to 951 code for a protein of 310 amino acids. Gene Ontology annotation, biological process: peptidyl-lysine dimethylation. The record is from RefSeq and is a predicted model, not a curated record. Gene Ontology annotation, molecular function: protein-lysine N-methyltransferase activity. The transcript is spliced from 3 exons.
CUCCAAUUCAUAAGAAGGAUGUUACCAUCGCUUCUACAUCUCUCUCCAAUUCGUCCGGAAGAGCCAGAGUCUGCCGAAGAUAUUUUCAAUGCUGGGCUUUCCCUCUUCCCUGGUGAUGUCACCGUUUCCCAUGGGGAUGCCGAUAUGGCGGUCAUAUAUCGAGGCACGAGCCAGGUUGCCAGGGAGAGAGGUGACCUGAAAUUUGAACUCGCAAGAGUAGAGCAAGAGCAUGAAAGGAUCAAGUUCGCACAUUAUUUAUGGAAUUCUAGCGUGCUCAUUGCAGAGCUCAUCGGCAGUAUUCCUGACUACAGAUCGGAGCCACAUCAGUGGGGUCUGGGAAGAUGGUGGAUCAGCGGAGAUGAUGCGGAUAGAUGGGAUGUAAAAGGGAAGACGGUUCUAGAAUUGGGAGCAGGAGCAGGACUUGCUGGUAUCGUUGGUGUUCUGGCUGGAGCAGAUACGGUCACGAUCUCCGAUUAUCCAUCGGAUACCCUCUUAAAAAACAUUCAAGCCAACGUUGAGAGGAAUAUCCCACCAUCCCUCCAGAGUCGUGUCUCGGUACAGCCACAUCUCUGGGGUGAUUUUACAACUCCAUUUGCUGAACGAUCUCGAGGGUUUGACCGUAUCAUCGCAGCCGAUUGUCUUUGGAUUCAUGCGUCGCAUAAAGCACUAGCUGAGUCCAUGGCAUACUUCCUAUCUGACCAUCCGAGCGCCAGUGUAUGUGUUGUUGCUGGCUUCCACACUGGUAGAAAGAUCGUGGCCUCCUUCUUCGACCUUGGAAGUUCGAGUAUUCUGAGACCAGUCGGCUUGGAUAUCGAUGAGAUAUAUGAACUUGAUGUUGAUGGCAAUCGGCGGCAUUGGGAUCCUGAACGAGAGGAGGACAUCACAGAGAGGAAGAGAUGGCUCGUCUUAGCAAGGCUGAGGCGAUUUCGCAUUCAAGAAGCAGACCUAUGA